CAAUACAGUAUUUCGGUCGUAUUGUUCGUUGUUAUCAGACGUGUGCCAGGUUUAGUAGAGUUCACUUCAUACUCGUGCAGCGACGCAAGUGUUUUUAUCCUGUGUGUUUCGACUAGUGGUUAUUUCCCUUUUUCAACUUCCCAGUUCAGUAAUAGUCUGCAAUGGAGUCAACACGACUCCUCGAUCUUAACGAGCACUGUUUGGAGCAUAUUUUCUGUCUCCUGGAUACGGUGGAUCAACUUAAUAUAGGACUACUAUCUCCUCGUUUUAAAUUCAUAAUCGAUAGAUUAAUUGCAAAGAAAAUUUUCAAUUUUAACUACAUCUACUCCCGCCUACCCCCGACGAAGGCAGCCGAAAUUUUCACUGAAUAUGGUCCUGCGAUAAAGAAAAUAUACAUGCCAUUCCCGAUUUUCGAUGAAGUAUCAGGACUUUCGUACCUGGUUCCACAGAAUUGCUACAAUAUUACAGAAGUGCACUUCAACUUCCCGUUCUACGUCAACUAUAAAAUAAUGAAGUUAGUUUUCAUGGCUGCAAGAGGAAUUAAAAUCGUCCAUUGUCACGGCCGUGAACUAUUCGAUCAUCACUGUCAUCUCAUUAGCACCCUCCCUGAAAUUGAAGUCCUCAACAUAGAGCAGAAUGGAGACAUUACUGGACUUCACCUGGAUAAGUUGAAGAAACUUAAGGUCCUAAAUAUUCGGGGGUGCGACAAUUUCGAACCGCGAAAUCUUAUGCACAUUUGCCGCGCAACUAAGUUAAGGAGUUUGAAUAUCGCUGAAUGCAAUCAAUUUGAUGAACGCGUGUUUCAAGUCAUAAUCGAAACUCAAAAUGAGAUGGAGGAUCUAAUAAUAAGCCAUUGCUACGAAAAUGGGGAUAUUGACACUCUAGCUUGUCUACCCAAACUUCGAUCGGUCUGCAUCAUCUGGCACUGUCAAAAGCCUCACAAAUCCACGAAUUUCCUUGGUGUUCUCGCAACGCAACAUGCAGAAUCUAUUCGGAAACUGGACAUUUACCGUUCUAAGUUCGGCAAGAAAUACGAACAUGAUGGGAUUUUGGACUUGAAGCAAUUGCACCAAGUAUCUAUCAUUUCGGAUGCGGAUCUAUCCGAUCGGGUCUUGCUGGACAUUUGCAGGAAUUGUUCUAAGUUGCAAGAAGUUAACAUUUCAGGAUGUAGAAAUGUUACGGAAGAAGCAAUUGGUCAACUUGUGAAAACGGUCCAGGAUCUUCGCGUUUUGGAUUUAAGACAUUGCAGGCAGUUCAGUAACUCGUUGUAUGAGCACCUGGUUAAAGCUAAGAAAACGAGUGUGAAUUCCAGUCGGCUGAAGGUGUAUGUAUGGGAUUCUAAAAUGGAGGAGACGAUCACCAGUUCGGACAACUAUUUGAAACACAAGAAAUUCUUGGAAUUAUCAUUUGAAGUUAAAUGUUGGUUUUCUUAUAAGAGCGAAUAAAUACCCAUUCAUUAACAUUU
Hermetia illucens (black soldier fly) is the source of this 1465-nucleotide messenger RNA. RefSeq lists its product as uncharacterized. NCBI's taxonomy places the organism in Eukaryota, Metazoa, Arthropoda, Insecta, Diptera, Stratiomyidae. The transcript has 2 exons. Gene Ontology annotation, cellular component: SCF ubiquitin ligase complex. Gene Ontology annotation, molecular function: protein binding. The record is from RefSeq and is a predicted model, not a curated record. The coding region runs from base 162 to 1445 and encodes 427 amino acids. Gene Ontology annotation, biological process: SCF-dependent proteasomal ubiquitin-dependent protein catabolic process.